AUGGCCAGGCACAGAGCUGUAGGGAUGGCUGGGCGCACGCGAUCGACUGGAAAGGUUAAGGCCGCCCAGCUCUGGGGCAAGAACAAGGAUGACUUGAAGAAGCAGCUCGACGAGCUGAAGCAAGAGUUGGUGCAAUUGAGGACACAAAAGAUCGCCGGUGGCGCGCAGUCAAAGUUGAACAAAAUUCACGACGUCCGCAAGUCCAUCGCCCGAGUUCUUACCAUCAUCAACGCGAACCAGCGAGCUCAGCUUCGCCUUUUCUACAAGGGUAAGAAGUACACACCUCUCGACCUCCGCCCCAAGCAGACUCGUGCCAUCCGUCGCCGAUUAAGCCCCGAGGAGGCCAAGAUCGUCUCCGCGAAGCAACAGAAGCGACAGAGGCAUUUCCCUCAACGCAACUACGCGAUCAAGGUAUGA
This is a messenger RNA of Dissoconium aciculare CBS 342.82, 417 nucleotides long. RefSeq names its product 60S ribosomal protein-like protein L35. Gene Ontology annotation, biological process: translation; maturation of LSU-rRNA from tricistronic rRNA transcript (SSU-rRNA, 5.8S rRNA, LSU-rRNA). Gene Ontology annotation, molecular function: mRNA binding; structural constituent of ribosome. NCBI's taxonomy places the organism in Eukaryota, Fungi, Ascomycota, Dothideomycetes, Mycosphaerellales, Dissoconiaceae. The record is from RefSeq and is a predicted model, not a curated record. The transcript has 3 exons. Gene Ontology annotation, cellular component: ribosome; cytosolic large ribosomal subunit. The coding region runs from base 1 to 417 and encodes 138 amino acids.